AUGUUCGAACGCCUCGUCUCUUCUAUACUUACCAGGCUGCUGGGGGAGUAUGUGGAAGAUUCGACGUUCAACACCGAGAGCGUCAAGCUCGGAAUAUGGAGAGGCUACCUUGUGCUGGAGGAUAUGCACAUAAAGAAGACCCUGAUGGAUAUGCUGGAGCUCCCGCUGGCGCUCAGGCACGGCAUCAUAGGCCGGCUGCAGAUACAGAUCCCAUGGUCGACCCUGAACAAGGACCCUAUCCUCGUCGAUGUCGACCGGGUAUUCUUGGUCGUCGAGCCCAAGUUCGAGUGGGAUGCGGGAGCCGUGAAGCGGCGAGAGCGCGCCGUAAAGCGCGGUAAAAUCGCCGCCGCGGAGCUCUUCCGAACCUCUCCGCUGGACGACACCCCCGCCGGGUCCACCGAAGGCGGGAGCAAGGCAAGAUGGGGCUCCGGGCUGCAGAAGUGGGUGACAGAUCGCCUCAUCACUCGGAUAGUGGACUCGUUGCAGAUCCACGUUCGAGAGGUUCACGUGCGCUACGAGGAUCGGACCUCCAAUCCCAGCACCCCCUUCUACCUCGGCGCAACGCUAGAGUCCGUGUGGCUAGAGUCGACGGACCAGGGCUGGGAGGUGCAGCCUGGGCCUCGGUCCGGACCCAUCCGCCGCGGCGGUACGGGGGGUGGGGGUGAACCGGUGGUGCCCCCGAGAAACGGGGGGAGGAGGAACGCUGCUAGCGAGAACGGGAUCGAGGCGACGACCGGUGUCGCUUCUUCUUCUUCUUCGCCACGCGGCGACGGCGUUGGUGGCGAUGACCCCGCGAUGUCGUCGGGAGCGAGGGCGGUAGGGAACGGCGGCGGGGGCGCGGGCGGGCCGGGGGCGAGAAGCGGGAGCGGGAGCGGCGGCAGCAGGGGUGUCGUCGUCGGCGACCGGCUGGUGAAGAAAACGCUGCAGCUGAACCAGCUGGCGGUGUACUGGAACCCGGCGGAGAGUGGGAACCCUUGCUCGAUGGACCUGUCGGACAUUCCCGUCGACCAGGCAGAGGUGGUCAUCAGCAGGCUUAUCGCUAGGAAAGACGAUGAUGCCGGCGAGGCGGGGGCGGGGAACGGGCCCGGGGAGCCGCUGCGUCACCGCUACCUUCUAGAGCCAGUGGAUGCCAAUGCACGGGUGGCGCUGAGCGUCGACCCGAGUGAUCGGUCCCAGCCCAGGGUGCAGGCGCAGGUGGAGCUGGGAACAAUUUCUUGCCAGCUGGAGCACUUUCAGCUGCAAGGCGCCAUGUGCCUCGGAGCGUCGGUCGCGCGGUACGGAGAGGUCGGGAAGUACUUCAAGCACAGGCCGGAAGUGCCAGUGCUGGAGGACCCCGCGGCCUGGUGGCGCUUCGCGUUCGCCGUGGUGGUGGACAAGCUCAGGGCCGACGGCUUCUCUCAUAGCAGCAGGUUCCCGGACAUGGCGAAGCGGCGGAGGAUGAGACUCGAGUACAUGCCGCUGUGGAAGAAGGCUCUGGGGUUGUCGUCCGCUGCUGCAGGCGGUAGUAGUGCCGGUGCCGGCGGCGGCGGCGGUGGUAGCGACGGGGGCGGUGGCGGCGGCGGCGGCGGCGAUGGUGCGGAGUUGUGUCCCUCUCCUCGCUCCCCGUCUGGGUCGGUUCCGGCGUCUUCUUCGGCGGCGCCGUCGCCGUCUUUCGGCACAAACACCGCGGCGGAGGCGGAGGCGGUGCCGCCAUCGUCGGGAGGCGUCAGAGCUCCCAACGGGGUCGAGAAGGAUGGCGGUGCUGCCGCAGUCGUGGGCGGUGGCGCGGGGGUCGGCAGCAGCAGCAGCAGCAGCAGCAGGAGCGGGGGCGCGCGAGACGGGAGCGCCGAGCGGGAAGAGCCGUUGACCCCCGUUGAAGAGCCUUAUGAAGACGAUGAUGAUGCAGAUGCGAAGGACAAGGCCAGGCUAGAGGCGCUCGAGGAGGAGCUGUCGUUCGAAGACAUCGUCAUAUUUCGGGCGAUGGCCGAACGGGAGGAUGCCUUGCUGCGCGCUGGGAGAGAAAACCACCACCGCAACGGCGGUGGCCGAGAGGACGGCGGCGGUGACGGCGGGAACCGCUGGGGUAUCGGCGGCUGGGUGAGCUGGGCCAUGCGCGCCGGCACCGGCGCAGACCGUUCCGGGGAUCGGUCCUCCGCGGAUCACGGCCCCGUGGGCGCGAAGGCGAAGGACGCGGCCGCGGGCCCCGGGGCCGGGGCCGGGGAAGGGGACCACGGAGAGGACGAGAACUUCCGCCGCCUCUUUGCCGCCAUCGACUUCGACCCCUCCGCUCGCGCACCGCCGCCGCCGCCACCGCCGCCGCCGCCUAAUGCGGAGGGUGGUGGUGGUGAUGGUGCGGCGGGUUGGGGAGGGUGGUUGGCGAUCUCCCUUAAUUUGCGCGCUCCGGAGGGGUCUCUUGUUCUCGCCGGCGGCGGCUCCCGUGGCGGAGGUGAGAGCGAGAAGCUCGCGCGCUCGCUGCUGCUGCUGUCGUCGUCCUUGAGGCAGCAGCCCGAGCCCGCGGCGCCGCCGCCGUUCAUGGACGUCCGCUUCCGUGGGCUGGAGGUGUGCGCCGAGCUGCACGGGGAGGACAUGGACGCCGUCCUCGCUUCUGCGGCGUUGGACGACCUCGGGGUCUACGAGUUGAACGGAGGCGGGAGCACCGAGAAGCUUGGCCACUCGUCGCCGAUCGUCACCCGCCGAGCCUUGCCGGGGGGCAGUGCGGGCGGCGUAGGCGUAGGAGGAGGAGGAGGACCGUCUUAUAUUUCGUCGUCGUCGCUCGCGCCUCUGCAGCAACAACGUCCUCCUCUGUUCGAGAUGCGCUUCGAGAUGAACCCGCGGGACGUUGAGUACGAUGCCAAGGUCUACCUCGCCGUUGAUCAGGUGGAGGCAGUGAUGUCGCCCACGGCUGGGUGGGUGCUAGACAUAGUGGCGUUCGCGCAGCCGCCGGAGACGCUGCAGCACCGGGCGACGCUCGAGCUCGCCGCCACGAACCAGCUGAAGAACCUGAGGGUGCAAGUCGAGUCUCGGCUGGAGAUGGCCAUGUCGGACCGUUUCCUGACCUUCCUCGACCUCGAUGUCAAGGCUCCCCUUCUCGUCAUCCCCGUCGACCUUAGCGGUGGCGGCGGGGGCCCCCGCGGACCAGAUCAGGACAAAAAAGAGGGGCGGGUGCAGCCCGCGGCGGAGGGGGGGGUGGCAGCAGCAGGGAAGAACGGCUUCGGAGUUCCCGGCGCCGGUAGCGGCGGCGGGUUCAAGAGGCAGCGCGCAACCGGAGAAAGCUGGCACGCAAAGUUUUACGACGUGUACAGGGUGGAGGUGCAUCGAGUCGGGGUGUUGCUGCUAGCGGGGAGGGGGAGCCGCAGCGGCGACUGGGGGGAGGAAGAAGCCGCCAAGCGCUGGCUCGUUAACCCCUUCGACGUAAAGAUGGAACUCCACCUGAGUGUUAUGCCGAACGACCCCAGCGUGUCGCAGCUCAAGGUCUACGGCGACCUUCCCAGGCUACACGUACGGCUGUCCCAGGACAAACUCCGUCGCCUGGCGAGAAUGUCCGUGGCGAUCGCCGCUCAGUCGGCGGCGCUGGCGGCCUCGAAUGCCUCGACGGCGGCGGGGGACGGCGGACCUUCGCCGCCUCCCGAAGAUGGCGGCCUGUCGGAGAGGGAUGACGUCGAUAUCCGAGCGGCCGCUGGCUAUAGCGACGUGAGCAACGAUGGCGGUGGCGGCGGCGGCGGCGGUGGCGGUGGCGGGAUGUCUAGCCUGGCGAGCUUUCUGGAGUUCCAGCGCUCGUUGAGCCAGAGGUUUGACCACCUUCACCAGCCCCGCGAGGGAUCGGCGCCCACCCCCGGCAAUGCCGAGGCGGCGGUAGCUCCGCUGGGGCGUCGUGAGCUUCGCCGUCUCCGCCUGAGCGACCAAGGCCUGGACUGGGAGGGGGGCGGGGGGCGGGGCUGGGGCGGCCGCGGUAGCAGCAGCGGCGGCGAUUGCGGUACGAGCGGCGGCGGCGGCGGCGGCGGCGACGACGACGAGUUUGCCUCUGCGUGGGGGGGAUCGUCUUGGGGUGGCGGCGGUAGCCUGGGGCGCAGCAGCAGGUCUUCCUCCUUCGUGUCCGCUGCCGGGAGCCUGGGCUCCAUGCACGACGACGGCGGUGGCGGCGGCGGCGGCGAUGGCAGGAUAUCGCGGACCGUGUCCGGGGAGUCCGAGUUCUACGACGCCGCGGACGGCGACGGCGAACCGCUUAGCCCGGAUAGGUGGGCUUAUGCCGCCGCUGCAGCUGCAGCAGAGGUAGCGAGGAAGGGGCCCGCGGCUCCGCAGCCGGGGGGAGAGGACACCGGCAGCGGGGAGGAGGGGUGGCAUGUGGGUGUGUCUGCUGAAGCGGCUGCUGCGAAGGAGGGAGGAGGAGGAGGAAGAGGCGAUGACUCUGAUGGCGAUGAUGACAGCUUGGACUUUCAGGAUGCUCGCGACCCGGUGUCGGAGAUGGAUGAGAUGCUCAUGGCGAAGGAAGCUGAAAAGGCAGAGCUGAUGAAACAGCGCCAGAAACUCCGAGGGAAGCUUGAGGACAGGGGUCUGGCCGGCGAUGAGCUGGAUAGAGUCAGGUCGGCCUCUGAGGAAGUGUCGCAAAGGCUAGAGGCUUGCGAGGAGGAGCUCAAGGACCUCGAGUCCGCGCUUGAGGAUGUAACGGAGGAGUUCGAACGGGCGGCGGAGAUGCUGGGGAUGGACAAUUUCGGCGGCGGAGUCGCUGGGGCGAGGAGAGAGGAGAUGAACGCCGACGCCGUCGUCGACGGCCCAGCGAAGGAGAACGGCGGCGCAAGCUUCACACCGCCGCCGUCGCCGCCACAGCAGUGCUUCCGCCCGGUGCUGUCUCCCCCGGGCCGAGAUAGUGGUGGCGGCGGUGGCGGCGACCCAGGUUUCCGGCUACCCGCCGGUCCUAACCGGGAGGUCAUCAUGUUCGGGCUGACGGUGCCGCUCAUUCAGGUGGACCUCUUGCAAGACAUGACCGCGCCAGCGUCGAGGGAGAAGAGAGACACGAGCGGGCGGGGCGGAGAUGUUGUUUUUCUUGCUGCUUCUGAGGGGGGAGAGAGCGACGGCGGCAGCAGCAGCAGCAGCAACAACAGCAAGAGGAAAGUUCGGCCGUCGGAUCAAGUCGUUGCGGGGUGGGAGGGAGAGGGAGAAGAAGAGGAGGUGGUCUCGCUGCGGCUUGUGGGGCUGGGCGUGCAGCUUCACAGCAAGUCUUACGGCGCGAGAUUCUCGUUCUCGAUGCAGGAUUUGGACCUUGAGGACCGCUUGCAAGAGUCCUCGAAGAAGCGUCGAGUGAAGACCGAGCGGAGUUUUGUACCGGACGACGGCGCCGCCGCCGUGGUGGUGGUAGGCGAAGAAGAAGGCGAGGAGCCGAAGGCUAUGGAGGAGGAGGGCGUGCCCUCGCCGCCGGACUCGCUACCGCCGACGCGGGACGGCGGUGGCAGCGGUGGCGACGAAGACGGUGAGCGGGCGGCGGCCGGGGACAUGGCGACCACGAGACCCCGGCUGUGCCUCUGGCAGAGGCGCGGCGGGGGUGACGGUGGGUGGACCGCCGCCGGGGGCGGCGGCGGCGGGCCUCCCGCUCGGAGGAGGGAGGUGACCUUCCGCGGCGGCGAUGACCACAACGAUGGCAAGCUGUCGACGACUCCAGCUGAAGCUUUGGAGAGAGAGAAAACGGGUGGCGGCGGCGGGGUGGGGGGAGGAGGACGGGUCGGGGGGAGCGAGGGGUUGGGAUGCGUGCUGAGGCCGGACUUUAUCCAGCUAUCGUACGCCAUGAAAAAGAGCCCCGUCCGCGGCGGCAGAAGUGGGUCGCAACGGAGUCAGGAGAGCCACCGCGUGAAGCUCCUCCUCGGGGCCAUCGAGAUCGGGCUGGAGCAGGAGACCCUCCUGGCGACCGCGAGGGUCCUAGCUUCUUUCUCGACGGAACAUGAUGAUGAUGCAGCCGCCGCCGUCUUGCCGCCGCCGUCUGGUUCCGCACGGGCAACAACGUCCCCUCCCGCUACCGCUGCUGCUGCUGCUUCAGAGCGAAGCUGCUUGGGGCAACGUCCUCCUGCCGCCGCGGCCUCUGCCGCAUCGCCGCCGCCUGCCGACGGCGGGAUUGGCGGCGAUAAUGUCGGGGGCGGCGGCGACGACGGCGGGGGUGAGGUUUCGAUGCCGAUGCUUCCGCCGGGGAUGUCCGUGUCCAUCGUGGUGGACCUGGCCGCCGUGAGCGUUGCGCUGACGGAGGCCGGGGUCAACGUCGCUGCUGUGGCGCUCAGCGCCGCGCACUGCAAGGUCAACGUUGGGUUGGAGGUGUGCGACUGCGAGCUAGGCGUCCCACUCGACGGUGGUAUCGGCGCCGACGGCGGCAGCGGCGGUCUAGACGGCAUCAUCGCCGGUCGGGCGGGCAGUCGGGUUGCCGCUAAACUCGGCCUCCUUUUGACAGACGUGACGUGGACGGCACCCGCCGUCAGGCCCGCCGCCAUCACCGAAGCAAGCGGCGGUGGCGGUCCGGGGGGGAGUCUCUCCGUGGAAACGCUGGUGUCUUCGGCCGUGGUCAAGCUGGAACCGGAAGGGUUUAACUUGUUGGAGGCCGUGCACGCUCGAGUGCUGGGCAGGUUCCCGCUGGGGGCGACAGGAGCGGCAGACCCUGCUGCACCACCAACCGGCGGCGGGGACGGCGGCGGCCACACCGGCCCCCCUCGGGACGACGACGACCUCGCGGAGAAAGCACGGGAGAGGUCGAGCCGUGGCGAUGAUGCCGUUGCGGCGGAAACCCUGCUUCUUCCCCCGAGACCCGUCCUAUCGCGAGGCCAAGGCGGCGGUGCCGGUGCCGGCGUCGUUGCCGGUGCGGGCGGCGGCGUCUCGGAACGUCCCCAGCUUGGGGUGGCAGUGUCACCGGUUCGGUUCAACCUCACGGAGCUCCACAUGCUCGGUCUCGCGCGAUUUGCGAUGGACGCUUCCGCCCGGCUGGCUGUUGUUUUCGCCGGGCCUUCUUCUCUUUCGCCGCCGCAUGUUCUUUGUUCACAGCAUGGUGAGAGCACCACCGCCGUGGUAGCAGUAGACUCGGCGACCGACGAGCCUGAGGGGGAACGACUAGCGUCUGCUUCGGUGGAGGGAUCGCAGGCGGCGGCAGUAGCAGCAGCCGUAACGGAAUCCGCUGAUGCCGGUGCCGUUGAUGUCACUGCUGGGAGCAACAAGAGCGACCAGGCGACGGCGGUGGCAAACGGUCGGGGUGCGGCGGCACCAUCCCCUCCGCCGCCGGAAGGAGACCGGAACCCGCCGCAGGGUUUCAACGACGCGCCCGCUGUUUCCACCCUUCCCCGGCACCAGCUUGCCAACGGACCGCCGCGCAACAACGACGCCACGCUUGGCGAGGGCGACCGGCAGCACGCGGGCGAGGGGGUGGCGACAUCAGCGGCGGCGGUAACGACGUCUGCGCCUGAGACGGUGGCGGCGGCGAAGGCCCCACCUGUCCCGCCCGCGUUCCUCGGGACGUUCAUCGUUGACGCCAUCAGCGUGAUGCUGCUGGAGGAGGGGGGGGAGGACUCAGGUCGACGCACCGGCGGCGGCCGAGCGACGGCCGCGGGUGCUCUUCCCGCCGGUGGUGGCUACCCCGAAGCGAGGGUCAACGGGGUCGCGCGAAAGCACCCAGCGCCUGCUGACGGAGCGGCGACCGACACCGCCGCGCCGGCCACCCGCCGCCGCCGACGCGGCGGGGGUGGCGAAGAACGACAUCGGGGCACAAGAGCGGCUGCGAUCCCCGGGACUCGGCACUUCUGCUACUCCGGCUUGGUUUUCCUUGAGGUCGAAGGAAUCGGUGCCGCGGUCGACGUCCCUUCGCCCGGGGCGGCGGCGGCGGCGGCCCAGUCUUCGCCGGUCGUGCAUACGGCUGCGGCCGUAGCGGCGGUGGUGGUGGGCAGUGCACCAGACGAACAGGGCGGCGGUAGAGUAGAUCAGCAGCAGGGGCAGCAGCACCAGCAGCACCAGCAGCAGUAUCGAGCAGAGUUUGCCAUCAAGAGGAUUUCGCUGACGGACGUGAGCGAUAGAAGGCGCCGGCUGGGCGCACUCGCCAAGCUUGUCAGCGGCGACGAUAUUGCCGCCCGGGCGGCUGCCGCCGAAGGUGGGCCAGGGCCAGCGGCGGGCAGCGCGGAAGGGGGCGAGGACGGUCGCCGCCGAGAGAACGGUGGCGGUGACGAGUUGCGGGUUCUCCCCGCGGGUUGGUGGCGGCAACCCCGCGGGACCGAGAGCGGGUGUGAACGGCAAGAGGUGCACGACGGCGGCGGCGGGUACGACGAACAGGUGCUGCUCCGCGCGCGCGUGUGCCCGGUUUCGGGCACGGCGACGGCCGACGCUCGCCUGGCGUCCGGGCGCUUCGUGUUGCUGGCGGCGCCCCUGUUGGACGUCUUCGGCGCGGUGGCCGGCGUCCAAAGAGGACUCGCCAGGGGUCCUUCUUGUAGAGCAGAGUCGGGCGUUGUUGCUGCUGCUGUGGAAAGCGAGGAGAGUAGUCUCGGGGUUAGAGGCGGCGGUGAGGAUGGCAAUUCGACACGAGUAGACGAGGCAUCGACGGCCGGGGGGGUUCGGCCAGCAGACGAGAGGCUGCUGCGGCCGUCGGCGGCGAGCUCGCCGCCGCCGCCACCGCGGCAGGAGGAGGGCCGCAGCGGUGAUGCCGCCACGGGUAUCCCCGAACAGGAAGAAGACGGGCUCGGCAAUAACUGGCGGUGGCAGGCGUCUCGCGCGCUGAGCGACGCCGGCCUCGCCGAGAUGCUCUGGCUGCGACGAAUCGACGUGUCGGCGUCCGCUCACGACCUGCAGCUGUGGCUUCCCGGCGGCGCCUCGGAGGCGGCGGCGGUGGACGGGGAGGCCGGCGUGGAAGCCAUUGUUGCGGCCUGCGGGCGCUGUCACGCGGCCUUGUCGAUCGCGGUGGGCUUGGUUGCCGAGGGCCCGGCGGGGGCAGUGUCGUCCGUUGAGCGCUCCCGUCGUGCCGCUGGUCCGCCGACGACCCCACCCCGAGCGGCGGCGCGAGGGGACUUCCCGCUGGCGACGUGCAUCAUGACGAACUCGCUUGGACCGCUGCUGCUCGCCGGCGGCGGCGGCGGCGGCAGCGCGCCGGCAUCAUCAACGAAGGUGUCCUCCAGUCCCGGGGCGACGGCGGCAGCGGCGACGGACGGGGCGGCAAGCACACCCCGCUCCCUGUCGCACGGCGGCGGCGGACGGGGCCCCGGCGAAUCACCAGCGGGUGCGGUCGCGACUUCUCUUCCUGUUCCCCCUUCUACCGCAGCACUACCGUCGGCGACUGCAGUGUCGGAGCUGGCGACGAUGUGGACUUGCCGCGGCCGGUUUCAGGCGGCGGGCGCGAGGAUGAAGAUCGUGAAUAACUUCUACCGUCAGAAGAGGCCUGCCGUCGUCGUCAAGGCUGUGAAGCGUAUUUUUUUCCCCGCGGAAUGCCGCCUUUGGUGCUACGACAUAUCCGAUUGGGCCGAACUCAAAGGGAGAAAAACAGAUGAGCACAGAGACAAGACGGUCCCGGCGGUCACGGGGGAGCUGACGGCGUCGGGCGCCGCUCGGAGCCUUCACGGCGCCGUCUCGUUCAAGAUAGAGUCCGACUUCUACAACGCCAGGCUCAUGGCGUGGGAGCCCCUGGUGGAGCCGUGGGGUGCUAGGGUGGAGCUCGAGGUUGGCCUUGGCGGCGCCGGCGCAAGGCGAAGCACCGGGCGGCAGGAACCGCCGCCGCCUUCUUCGUCGGCCGACCGGGCGGGGAGGCUUUCUUCCCCCGGACACCACGGGAGAGGGAGAAGAAACGGCCGCGACCGCGGCCGCGGCGGCGGCGGCGGAGGCCGCGGUCGCCAGCUGCAAGGGCUGGCGCGACGGCUGUCGACCCACGGAGCGCCUUGGCGCCAGCAGCAGCAACGGGAGUCGACGACGGGAGGCCUCGAGAGGGGGUCCGCGAGUGCGGAGGGGGGGCGGGGGAACAGGGCCACGGGGGGGUCGGGGGGGGUAUUCGUUGGCGUGAGAUUCGUGUCUGAAGACGUCCUUAACCUCAACCUCACGGAAUCGCUCGUCGAGAACCUCGCCGCCAUCGCGCACGCCCAGCAGCGGCAGGGGGAGUCGGAGAGGCAAGGCCGCGGUUGGGCCCGCGCUACCGCUGCCGGCGGCGGCACCGGCACCGGCGCCGGCGCCGGUGACAACUCCUUCUCGCUCCACUGGCUCCGCAACGAGACCGGCCUCCCCGUCGUUUGUUCGGCCCACUACCGCGAAGCCCGUGGCGGCGGCGGCGGCGGUGGCGGUAGUCUUGGUUUGACCGACGGCGAGGAUGAUGCCGAAGCGACGACGGUCCCCGUGAAAGUGCCGGUCGGCCAAGAAGCACCGGUGGCGGCUUCGUUGGGCCGGCCCGUUCGCGCGGUAGUCUUGGAGCUGGAGGAGAAGGGCGGGGAAAGGGAGGAGGAGGAGGAAGGGGCGACGAGCUGGCGGUCGCUGCGGCCGAUCGCUCUGGACGUUGCGGGCGGGCAAAGCUGGACGUGGGCUGCGCGAGCCUUGGCGGCGGCGCCGGAAGACGUGGCGGCGGUGGGAAGGAAAGGAAGGAAAGGAAGGGAGGCCGUGAAAGUGGUGACGGAAGUGGAAUCUUAUCGCGGGGUCAAGAUGCUGCGCAUCCGGAGUCUGGUCGAGGUUGCGAACGGCAUGGGCGGCGACGUGUGCCUGCACGUGGGGCUGGUCGGAGAGGAGGAGGCGCCGGGAAGCAGCAGGAGGAGGCGCAGCCGCGGAGCCCCACGUUCCGGUUCCCGGUUCGAGUGGGAGACGAUGGUUUUGCCCGGUCGAUCGUGCCCGGUCCCCGCUACGCUAGCGGCGGCGGUGGUGGAAGGACGGAAGCUACUCGUCGUCAGGCCGGUCUUACGCCGCCGCCGCCACCGCCGCGGCUCCGGCCGCCACGACCAGCCACAACCAGGGGGGUCGUCAGACGCCACCACGGGAAGGCUGCCUGACCAGUCCUCCUCCUCCUUCUCCUCCUCCUCCUCCUCCUCCUCCUCCUCCUCGGGGAGUGAUGAUGGCCUUUCUUCUUCUGCUGCUGCUGCUGCUGCUGCUGCUUCGUCGCCCGGUGGCCACGGCGAGCGGGGGGCGAAGGCCGUUUCGGAAGCGGGCGUAGUGGCAGAAGAGUUUCAAGAGGCACUCCUCGUCCUACCCGACCGGGAAGAAUGGGGGCUCCGCGAAGAUACCACCGCGGACAGGACUGCGAGCUACCACCGCACCCUCGAGUUCGCCCCCGCGGGCCCCCCGCAACCCGGGAGGACGGGGCCCGUCUUCUGCGGGGUUUCCGUUGCCAGGAAGGCGUCGGCGGCGUCGGCGGCGUCGGCGGCGCCGAAGACCGGCGCCGGGAACGGCGCCGGAGGGAAGAGCGUCGGGGGUGACGGAAGCGGCGGAGACCGGGCCGCCGCCGCCGCCGCCGCUGGCGGGGGAGGGGCGGGGGAAUGGGCGUGGUCCGACACGAUCGAACGAGGGGACGAAUUGUCGUGGCUUCACUGUCCACCGGACGAAGAGGUGACCGCGGCCGUCUACCUGGAGGGGUUCGGGUGGAGCAAAGACUUCGUACUGCCGCUCCCACCGCCGCCGCCACUCAGAAUAGGGGGGGGCCACAUUGCGCUCCUCUCGGUCCUCCGCCGCGCUACCGAACGACGCCCUCACGGACGCCGAAAUCGCCGCUGCCGCCGGAGGGGCUGCGGGCGCAGACCAGCUGCCACCGCCGCCGCCGCCGCCGGCAGUGCCCUGGACAACGGCGCAGAGGAACCUCUGGCGCAAGCGGCGGCUCGGCGGCGGUGGAGGCCUGGUGGUCGGCGGCGGCGGCGGGGUGGAGGAGGCAGCAGCGGUCCCGCUGCCGUAACGACGGAGCCGGCGACGGGCGUGGCGGGAGCGUCGGCGCCGGCGAAGAAGCGGCAGGUGCGGCCAGAAGGGCUGGGGCUCAAGUUUCUGGUGCAGGAUGAAGAUGGAGAAGAGGGUGGCGGGCACUCUGCUGGUUCGGGGGGGGAGGAGGGGCGGGGUGAUGAUGCGGAGGCGCCGGGGGCACGGCUGUCCCCGCAAGGACAAGGCGUCGACGAAGGCCCUCUGUUGCGACCUCUCAUGUUGUCGUACACUAUCCCAGAGGAGCAGCAGCACAGGCGCGUGCGAGUUCGCUUGGAAGGGUCUCCAUGGUCCAGUCCCUUCGCCCUGGAUCAGGGUGGCAGCAAUGACGUGCUAGAGGUCAGCGGGAGGCCAAGGGAGUCGUCGGCGACGGCGACAGCGGCGGUGGAAGCAGCUGCGCCGGCAGGGCUUGUCUCGAAGCAGAAGCACCAGCACCAGCACCAGCACCAGCACCACGCGCCGAAGCUCGACCAAGCGCAAGAACAAGGGUUGAGUUGGGGUGCGGCCCGACGUCGGCGGCGGCGAGAGGAUGCGGCGAGGCAGGCGUUCGCGGUAGGGGUCAGCAUCAAGGCGGCCCCUGCGCCGUUUGAUCGCACGAAGGUGGUAGCGCUGGCUCCGCGCUACGUCAUCGUCAACGCGACGGGACGGUCGAUACAGGUCCAACAGGCAGGGUCGCCCGCGGGCGUGGAGCCCCUGACGGUCGGCAGCGGUGGUCAGGCGGCGUUCCAUUGGCCUCAAGCAGGCGCCGGCAGCGGCUGGUUCGGGGGCACCGCCGCCGUCGGAGCAAAGAACCGUAGGAUGGUGCUUCGGUUCUGCGGCGGGGGCAGCGGGGACGGAGAGGGGGGCUGGGACUGGUCCGGCGAGAUCCUGCCCGAGGGGGCGGGGGUGGCGGGGUGUGUGGGGAGAGGGGUCACCACCCUGCGCGUGAGGAACAGGGUCACCAGAGAGGUGGCGUUCGUCCGCGUCGGGACGUCGCUCAAGCGGUCCUCUGUGCACCUGGUGUUCCGGAACGAGCUGCCGUCGUUCUCUCCUUAUCGAAUAGACAACUUCACGCACGAGACCCUGACACUGCGGCAGGUCGGUGGAACGGCGGUGGAAGCUCUCCUGCCCCGCCAGACUUGCACCUACAGCUGGGACGAGCCGCUGGGAGAGCGGUCGCUGAUCGUGGAGAGGUUGCUGGUGGAGGGGUACCUCGCGCCCGCCGCGGCCGCCGCUGCCGUUGCGGCCGGCGGGGGGGUCGGCGGCGGUGGCAGCGGGGAUGCUGCCCCCCGCGCCUUCGUCGGGGUGUACGGCUUGGACCUCGUGCGGCCGCCCACCGUCGCGGGCAACAUGAGAGUAGGUAGGCAGGGCGAGGGUCGAAGGAGGAGCGGGGUUGUUAAAGAGUUGCGGUGGAACAGCGAGGCACUUAAAGAGGUAUCGGUGUCGCGUUUCGCGGCCGAUAUUCCGUGGUGGCGAGGAGAGGAGGGCUUCUCUCAAGGCUACAACCAACCGCCGUGCUCUGAACUAAAGUGCACGCUUGAGGAGAUGACCGCGGAAGGACCUACCCGCGUGCUGCGGUUCACGGACGCCCGCUUCGCAUCGUCCUUGUCUACGAUUCGCCAGCGGAAGUGUCGCGGUUGUGUGUUUUUAAGAGUUGUGGCGGGGGUGUUGCAUGAGGGCCUUGUCCCCUUCCCUGGCUGGGCGAGGUCAGGACAGCUGAGAAGGGAGUUGCUGUACCUGACGGUGGGGGACAUCACGCUAGACUAUCUUCGGGAAGGGCAGAGCGAACGGGUGCGUGCGAACAUCGGCAAGCUCCAGAUCGACAACCAACUGGUGGUGACCCCUUACCCGGGACUCUUGUACCCGAUCGUCGAGGCCCUGCCCCCGCGGCACAGGGCCGUGAGGCGGCACCCUUCAGCGUCGGCGGCGACCCCGGCGACGCCGGCCGCGGUGCCGUUCGCGGCUAUGUUCGACAUUGGCGGCAUCGGCGCUUCGGGCUUUGGCACCGCGGGGAGGGAGGACGUGAGGGAGCGAGACAGCGGCGGCGGCGGCGGUGGCGGCGGCCAGGCAACAUCAACAACAACAACGACGGCCGCGGCGGCGGCGGCGACAGGGAGCUGCUUCGAGGUGAUCCUGCACCGCGACCUGGGCUACGCCUGGGUGAACUUCGUCCGCCUCGCCUCGGUCCGCCUGGCUCCCCUGGACGUGAACAUCGACGUCGCUCUCGUCGCAGCCUUGGCAGAAACGGCCAGCAGGGUCGCGGACCUCAUGGCCGAGGUCAACCCUGCCAGCAGUAGCAGUAGCAGUUCGGUGGGCGUAACGGUUCCGGGGGGAGGGAUAACGCGAAGGAUGUUGAACGUACCCUACCCUGCCGAGAGUGCUGCCGAGGCUGCGGCCGAGAGUGCUCUUGCGGACAAGCUUUACUUCUCGGAGCUGGCCAUCAGCCCCAUUCGGGUGCAAGUUUCUCUGACCAGCAGAUCUGACGGAGUGCUCCAACACCUUCGGCCACCGCCGCCGGGAAGCCCUGUCAACGCGGCCGCCGGGGGCGGCGGCGGCGGCGGCGGCGGCGGUGCGAUCUUGUUUGCGGUGCUGCGGGCGAUGGGGACGACCAUGAGCGAGAUCGACAACGCACCCCUCCGCCUGAAGGCUUUGGUGCUGUCGCACGCCUUCAUUACCAACCCCGACGAGCUUGUACAGAUACUCGUCGCGCAUUACCGUGGGCAGGCCGUGCGCCAAGUGUUCAGCCUGCUAGGGAGCUCCAAGGUUCUCGGCAGCCCGCUGGGUCUGCUCUCGAACUUGCAGGCAGGGGUCAAGGAUUUCUUUUACGAGCCGAUCGCCGGGCUCAGCCGCAGCCCCUUCGGCUUCGCCACCGGGUUGUUUAAGGGCACGUCGAGCCUCGUCCGGCGCACCCUGUACUCGGUCACCGACACCACGGACCGCAUCGUGUCCUCGGUUUCCUCCGGCAUUCUCGCCUCCGGUGCGGUCGACGUGUCUGUUCGCGGCGGAACUGGUGUCGUCAGGCCCUUCGGCGCCCUCGAUGGCGUGAUGCUAGGGGUGGCGGGUGCCGUGCGCGAGCCGCUGAUGGGGCUGAGCCUGGGCGGUUUCUCGGGCAUGGCCACGGGGCUCUUCACGGGGUGGGUGGGUCUGGUCCUGAGACCUACCUACGGCGCCCUCAUGUCCACCUCUCAUCUGUGUCACUUCGUGUCCGGGCAGCUGGACCCCCGGCUGGACAGCGAGCAGAAGCUGCGCAUGCUGAGGACCCGGCCACCAAGGUUCUUCCGCUCUCGCGAACAGGUCCUGUCCGUGUACUCUCGGUCGGAGAACAUCGGGGUGGAGCUCCUGUCGCGGGUCCACAUGGGGAGGUACCGCUCGGACGGCUACGUCUGGCACGCCGCCAUCGAGGACAUGAUCGUGCUCGUCACCGGCCGCCGCGUGCUCAUGCUCCACGGCGACGGCGGCGUCAAGGGCAGCGCCGCCGACACCACCACCUCCUCCUCCUCCUCCUCGAGGAGGAGACACACCUACGGUGUCGUGGAGUGGGAGGUCGACUUCAGACUCGUGGUCUGGCUCGAAAUCGGCGGCGGGGGAGGUGGGGCGGAACCGCUCCCCCCCGCUCCGGCCCGCAAGCCCCGAGCCAGAGGCGGCAGCGGCGGCGGCGAUGGCGUUGGCGGUGGCUCGGAGGAGUCUGCUUUGUCCAUCUACCACUUCCCGGACUUGGCGGCCGAGCCCAGUGGCAAAUGGGGUGCUGGAGGUGGACGGAGAGGAGGGGGAGGAGCAAGCAACAGCUCUGCCGUUGCGGCGAUAAGGCUCGAGCGGCGUGUGGUGGCGUGCGUCGACCGCGGGCAGGCGCUGCAGAUUCACGGGGUGCUCUCGAAGCAGGUCUCCGCCCACGGCUGCUGCUUGGCCCCUUCGACUCGACCAAUAGGGGGGGCCGAAUCUGACGGCGAUCAAACGGUCGGGGUCUAG
Molecule: messenger RNA, 15795 nt
Organism: Ectocarpus siliculosus
Lineage: Eukaryota; Phaeophyceae; Ectocarpales; Ectocarpaceae
Source: the annotation of a GenBank genome assembly